AACAAUGAUCAUUUGACCCGCCAUGGGUGUUCUGUGCGUACUGGACUACAUACCCCAGAACGCACUGCGUUUCCGCUUGGUCCUGGGCAAGUCCAGCAUGGCGGCGAUCAGUGCAUUAGCGAGCGAGUCUGAUUCUAGCAGUGAAGAGGAUGUGGAGAAGCUCCGGGAGGCUGCCUGGAGUUUCGACACGAAGGAAACUCAAAAGCAAACCCAAGCAGGUACCCGGGGACGCUUUCACGUGGAAGGUGAAAACACCAAAGAUGUGAGAAAUGGCUUUGCUUCAUCCAGACCGAGUCGACGCCCACGCGUGGACGAGCACGAUGCCAAUGAGCUGCAGACCACUCCGGAGUUCCGCGCACACGUGGCUAAGAAGCUGAGCGCCAUGCUGGACGGCAGCAUAACAGUGACAGAGGAAGCUGUAUGUGCUCCCCCUGGCCCAGGCAGUGAUGAAGACGCAUUUCCAUCGUCUCCUCGUCUCGUCGUUUUUUCAGGAUUUCGUUUGUUCUCCACCUCGGUCCCAGGGGGCACUGCAGAACCGGACCCUCCCCCAGCAGCAAGGCGCCGCCCCCCUCCCAGCUCCAGUGACUCGGACAGCGAGAUGGAGGAGAGGCUGAGGGAGGCAGCGGUGUCAGGGACAGACAUCCUGAAACACAGCGCCAUCCCCAGCCAGCAGAACCAGGGAGCGCAGGAGCAGGGGAAGGAGGGGGGAAGCUGCAGUGAGCAGAGCGCCACACCGCUGGUUCCGAAGAAGAAGAAGAAGAAGAAGAAAAAAAAAAAGAAGUUAAAAGAGAGCAGGCAGGAGGAGGGUGACUGCACCCCAGAGACUGGGGGGAACUUCAAAGUGAAAUGGGACACCUAAAAGAGUGCUUCCCAGCCUGGACAAGAGCGCCCACACUCGCCUGCACACGGAGACGCAGGCUGGCGCUGACGCAGUGGAAAGGCAUUGAGAAGCUGGGAGUCUGGAGCAGUACAGUGUGUAUAUGUACUGCACAUCCAGCUGUGUGCACAGGACAUGCUGGGUUCUUUGGAAUCCGUUUCUUUGGGCAGAGAUCUAUAUCCUGACUGUAUAAUAAGGUGCAAGCCUCAGUGGGUUCUGUCUUCCAGCUGGACGGAACCUUUGCAUAUUAAAGGGAUGUUUUCUAACUCCAGUUUGUUUGUCUGCAUUCUUGCGCUCUGCAGUUCGGAGGGGAUUAAAUGCAACCUUUUAAAGGGGUUACUUUCAAAAUUUGUGGGUUUGCUUACUCACUUUAUAAAACUAUGAGCUUUGCAUUUUGUAUUUUCUUCGUUGGGUCAUGUUGUUUCUGUGAAUGUGCAUAAAGUUUGCUUGGCUUUAAUGUAAUGAAUGUAAAUUUACCAAGCUGUGAAUAGAACUGGCUGAUCAUAGCCCUCGGUUACCCCGUCACUGGACCCCCUUCACUGGACACAGAUCAUCCCUUUCCCUUCAGAUGCCAACGUUCCUCCACUGUAACUUUGCAGCGAGUCCAGUUCCAGUUCAAGGGACAAUUAGCAUCACUGCGUUGAUCGUUAAGAAACCCGAGCCUUGACGAGCACGCCAAAGCGGAGAUGGAAAUAAGACUCCUGUUGCACAGCACUUU
Polyodon spathula (Mississippi paddlefish) is the source of this 1595-nucleotide messenger RNA. Its product is annotated as protein CUSTOS-like. Bases 23 to 859 code for a protein of 278 amino acids. Gene Ontology annotation, biological process: Spemann organizer formation; negative regulation of Wnt signaling pathway; Wnt signaling pathway. The transcript is spliced from 6 exons. The record is from RefSeq and is a predicted model, not a curated record. NCBI's taxonomy places the organism in Eukaryota, Metazoa, Chordata, Actinopteri, Acipenseriformes, Polyodontidae.